This is a messenger RNA of Choloepus didactylus (southern two-toed sloth), 547 nucleotides long. RefSeq names its product peptide YY (gene PYY). NCBI's taxonomy places the organism in Eukaryota, Metazoa, Chordata, Mammalia, Pilosa, Megalonychidae. The transcript is spliced from 3 exons. Gene Ontology annotation, biological process: feeding behavior; neuropeptide signaling pathway. The record is from RefSeq and is a predicted model, not a curated record. Bases 265 to 540 code for a protein of 91 amino acids. Gene Ontology annotation, cellular component: extracellular region. Gene Ontology annotation, molecular function: neuropeptide hormone activity; neuropeptide Y receptor binding.
CCAAUGAGUUGGGAGCAGAAGUAAUGUGUGCAGCUUUCCCAUCACAUCCCUACUUCCUCUUUUCUCAUUCCCAUGAGCCACGAUGUGGAUGUGGUGGGAUGAUUUGACCACGGACCACGCAGAAGAGUGAAAUAUACUAGGAGAGGAUGAAGAAACAAGAUAGAAGCGGCCUGUGCUCUUGGAUCCCCUCAGGGAUCAGAGCCAUCUCCCCCCUGGACCAACUGUCAGUGUGGACCCUUAUGGAAGAGUGAGAAAUCAACGUAAAUGAUGGUGACGGUGCGCAGGCCCUGGCUCGCUAUGGCUGCGAUGCUGCUGACCCUGCUCGCCUUCCUUGGGGCGCUGGUAGAGGCCUACCCCUCCAAACCCGAGGUUCCCGGCGAGGACGCCUCCCCGGAGGAGCUGAACCGCUACUACGCCUCCCUCCGCCACUACCUCAACCUGGUCACCCGGCAGCGGUACGGGAAACGGGACAGCUCCGAAGGUCUGCUCUCGAAUCUGCGCUUCCCCGAGGGCGAGGACCGUCCCGUCAGGUCGCGGUAAAGGCGCC